Molecule: messenger RNA, 1084 nt
Organism: Pararge aegeria (speckled wood butterfly)
Lineage: Eukaryota; Metazoa; Arthropoda; Insecta; Lepidoptera; Nymphalidae
Product: tRNA-specific adenosine deaminase 2
Exons: 1
Coding region: 306-794 (162 amino acids)
Biological process (GO): tRNA wobble adenosine to inosine editing
Cellular component (GO): nucleus; cytoplasm
Molecular function (GO): tRNA-specific adenosine-34 deaminase activity
Source: RefSeq, a predicted model, not a curated record
UCUAAAAGACUUUAACCUAGGGCCGUAAUAAAGUAAAAGUUGUCAGUGUCAACUAUAACGUUUGAAGAUGCCAAAUGGCAAUAUGUUGUCAAUUGAUUGCUUUGUUUUCUUUAGAUUCUACGAGAUAAUUUUGAAGUUCUAAUGAUAAAAAAGUUAUCAACUUUAAAUAUCUAUAUUUUAAUCAUACACUUAGCGAGUAACAAUAUUCUUAAUUAAAAAUAUGAGUAAAUGAGAGCACAGUAUAAACAUUGCUUUGUAAAAGCAUGUACGAUUUUGCGGUAUCAGCUUCCCUAUAACGGAUCAUAAUGGUCGAAUUCAUGAAAAGAGCCUUGGAGCUGGCAUCCGAAGCACUGUCAGCUCAGGAAGUGCCAGUUGGGUGCGUUUUUACUAUUAAUGAUACUAUUGUGGCAGAGUCAAGAAACAGUGUUAAUCAUACCCGUAAUCCAACCAGGCAUGCAGAAAUGAACUGUAUAGAUUCUGUAUUGGAGCACUGUAAAAAAAAUGGUAUUGACCAUGCAAGCUAUUUCAGAAACGUUGUUGUUUAUGUCACUGUUGAGCCCUGCAUCAUGUGUGCAGCUGCACUGAACAUUUUGAACGUAAAUGAAGUUGUCUAUGGAUGUGCUAAUGACAGGUUUGGUGGUUACACUGUGUUGGACGUAAGGAAAUUUUAUGAACCUAACUAUUUGCUCACUGGAAAUUUGUGUGCAGAUGAGGCAAUGGCUCUUUUGAAGCAAUUUUAUAAAGGUGCCAAUCCCAACGCACCUGAAACAAAAGCAAAGAAAAAGCCCUCAUAACACUUAAUAGGAACAUCAAUAGUAUAAAACUGUGCAAGCUAAACAACUUUCGGCAACAGAGCUGUGCUGUACCUCUGGGUAACAAAUAUUGCUUGGAAGCUAACCUUAAGCCCAAGUGGACUUUAAAUGGGACUUACAAAGUUCAACUUAAGGUCAACUUUAACUAAACUUUUUAUACAUUCUAAGAAUCAACCUUUAUUUUCUUCUUCAUUAAUGUAUUGUAGUAAUUAGUAAUUUAUAAAAAUUAAAACAAAAAUAUGAAAAAAUCUCAGUUAUGUCUACUAUAAUAC